AUGGCUUCAUUCGGCGACGCGACCAUGCCUUCCACACGGCGGACGCGCAAGUCCAUCGGCGCACCGACGACGUCGAGGAAGGGAACCGACAAGGAGAAUGCGACCAUCGACGUCGGCACCACACUUGCAGAGAGUCGUAAGAAGUCGCGAAGCAAGAGCAUUGGCCCCGGCGGCCUGGACGCCCUCAAAAAUGCAAAUGGCAACCGCAGAGCAUCCCUCGCCGUGCCGUCACGGCCCCCGCCGCGAUCGAUUUUGAAGCCCACGAUGCCGCUUCUGCCCGAGAUCCCACCACACCGCAAGCGCAACGCAGACCUUAUCGACCUGGGACCGCCCCGGGCCAGCACCCCCUCGAACACAUCCACCGGCAACUCCACCGGCAGCUCGUCUGGUUCUAAGAUUGCCUUGCGCACGGAGGAAGAGCAGCAGGCCGCAUCUAGAGAACGAGAGGAGCGAGAGCGCAGAGAUGCGCGACGCAAGUCGCUUGCCAACCGCAGAGUAUCAUUUGCCGCCGAGGCGACCCUUCACACAUUCCACGAGAUUGAGUUCAACCAAGACUCGACAGCGUCAACAGACUCGACGCGACGUGCAUCUAGCGCAAAUGGAAAGGGAUCUGAUCGGGCGUCCACGCCGCAAGAGCAGGUGGACGAGAUAGUUCCCGAGUCACCAGAUAACCAGAGAGAGCUCCAUCAGAAGAAGCGCAGGCGCAGUUCCACCGCAAAUCUGAUGGACUUCACCGACGAUGAGAACACGGCCGCAUCCGGUUUUAGCUCGGAUUCUGAGCCUGCUGAUGCGGUAGAGGAGGUGGAUGGAGAUGAAGAGGUCGAGGACUCGGACUCCAACAGCGAUUCUUCGGAUGACGAUGGCACGAUGAUGACCAUCGACGACAAUGAGGUCACUGGCGCAUCAGUCAUGUCUGGUCGUACGGUCGCAUCGGAUGACGAGAACGACACCCUGGAUGAGGCUCUGAGGAUGGCUGCGCGACAAGCAGGAACUCAACGACUUGGCUCCGAUGAUGACGAAGAGGAGGAGGAAGUCAUUCCUUCCUUCGGCUGGAUCAAGAAGAAGCCACAGGAUGAGGGUGCCAAGGACCAGGAGAAGGCCCCCCCCCCGCCUGCGCGCAACAGUCCUCCCGAAGACGAAGACGACGAUGACAUGGAUAUGGACAUGGACAUCACCUCAGCAGUUGGUGGCAUUAUGAAAGAUAAGACCUCUCAGAGUGCUUCUGACCCCAACGAGGACAUGUCGAUGGAUGUCACACGUGCUAUCGGCGGUAUUCUUUCUCGAGUCAACCAACAAGCCGCCGAGCCGAGCCAGGAAGACCAAACCAUGGAGUUUACUACCGCCGUUGGAGGUAUCCAAAAACAGAAUCCUAACGACACCCUGUUCGAUGAGGGUGAAGAUGAGGACAUGUCUAUGGAGUUUACAACUGCCAUUGGCGGUCUUCUGCCGUCCCAGGCCAAGAGAGACACCUCCCAGAAGCGUCGCAGGACCAUGACUACGCGCGACAACUCGGUCAUGGACGAGUCAACAAUGGACAUGGACAUGACUGUUGCCAUGGGUGGCAUCCUCCCUGCGGCUGAUAAGACGCUUCAUGGUGAUGAGACCUUGGGUAUGGACAUGACUGUUGGACUGGGCCGGAUCAUGUCAUCGCCAGACAAGCCGAUGGAAGAAGAUGACGCUACAGGGGGCAUGGACAUGACCGUUGGCGUUGGGAAGAUUCUUGGCGCUGCUACCGCUUCUCCGGAGAAGGAUGAGCCUACCAUGGACAUGGAUAUCACCACAGCUGUUGGAGGUAUUCUGCCUACUUCUGAGGCGGCUGAAGCAGAGGACGCCACGAUGGGCAUGGACAUGACCACCGCUGUUGGAGGCAUCAUCGAAGGACCUCAAUCACCAGAGGCCCGGAUUGCCGCCAAGAAGCUCAUGGAGGAGGAGGUCGACAAGCCCGACACGCCCUCCAAGACCAUGUCCGUGAAGCCAGCAUCGCCUGCAAAGAAGCUUGCUGCGUCCGUCAAGAAGAACCCCCCGGCAGACAGCCCCGGUUUCAACCCGUUCCAAGGCAGAAGCCUCCGCAACAGCAUGCCUCGUGCGAGCCUCUUUGGCGAGUCGCCAGCCAGAAGUCCUUCCAAAAGCCCAGAGAGGAGUACCAGGACACCUAGCCCACCGAAGUCUGCAGCGCCACCACCAGUGGCCACGACUCCGUUGGACAGCUCGCCAGUCAAGACACCCCAGUCUUCCAAGAAGCGAGGACGGCCCAAGUCACCGACCAAGUCGCUCCCCAAGUCUGCUUCAAAAUCACCAACGAGAAAGCCCGCGACACCAUCACUUGAAAAUACUGCCAACCGUUUGAACGUCUUUCAGCAAGAUCCAGCAACUGGAGCAAGGACGCCCACUGUUGUUCUCACUCCCCAACCCCGCAGGCAUUCUGGUGUCGGCGCAGACAAGCCAGGGCUGGGAUCACCCCGCGUUGCUGCUAUUCUUGACCGACGAGGAUCUCUUGGCGAAGCCGCCCAGCAGUUCGUACCUGGAAAGACCCGCGGAGUUACCUUUGGGGAUCCAAAGGUCAUUGAGAUUGAAGUCGACAGAGACCGCCAAGAUGAAGAAGACAAAGAGAACGGCCGUACAAUCCUCGAGCGCGAGGCGGAUGGCGAAAAUGAGAAGGACGCAACGCUCAACCUUAGAGAAAUGAUUGACAGCUUGAGCCCGAAGAAGAAGCGCCUCCAGGGUCGCAAGAGUCUCCACGUUGGAAGCGCCAAGGGCCUGCUUGGCAAGCGUCCUGCCGAGCUUGACGACGAGGAGGAGCGCGAAGACAACGACGGCGUCAAGAGACUCAAGGGACACCAAGGAAGUCCUGUGAAAAACGUCAAGUUGGCCCAGCCCCCUAGCAAGGCCGAGACUACUGGUCGCAGAUUGACUCGUUCUUCCCAACGCUUCUUGGAGGAAGACACGACAACUAAGGUAACCCCGACACAUUCCGAGUCGCCAUUGAAGAGUGGGAGCACGGCCAAGUCUCCUCACGGACAAGGACGCUUCAGAGAUGUUGAGGAUGAUACCGCCACUCACCCCAUGAACCUCGAUGGCUCGCCUGUCCGACCCGACAAUGAGCUCAUGAACGACGAGUCUGAGGAGCGCAUUCAUCUUCAGGACUUCCUCAACAUGACUUCCAUCCGCUUCAUGGAGUUGACGACGACAAAGCGGAGGCAUACUCAGGCACCAGACAUGUUUAGAGAAAUGGGUGGGAAAGAGGAUUUGUCUUUGGAGCGUUGUGUGGUCGCCGGCGCUUGCACGGUGCCCAUGCUGGAACUUUACCAACACUCUUGCCGCGAACUGAAGAAGUACAUUUCCGAGGGACGCAGAAUCGUUCGAGAGAUUGAGUCCGAGACCUUUGAGGAGAAUCCGCCUCUCUUCCGGGAGUAUAUGUCCGCCUCUCCCGACUUCAAGAAUAUCCUCGACAACCAGUUCAAGAACGGCAAGACCCAUGCCCGUCUUGAGAGCAAGGCCAUGUGGUACGAGUGGCGAAUGAAGCUCCAGGAGGGUCUGAAGGAGGGGCUUAUCAGGAUUGCCGAGGGCAUGAAAACCGAUGAGAAGGUUCUCCAGCAGCAACAAAAGCUGCUCGCCUCUACCCUUCCUGCGAUCGUUUCUCGUUUCACCGAACUUGAGCAAGAGUACAGCAACCUGCAGGCCGUCGCCAAUGAACUGGCGGACUGCGACCCAGAGGAACUCGAGACCGCCAGGGCUGAUCUCGCCGAGGUCGAAAGCGACGUUCAGGAAAAGACUCAACUCAUUGCCGAGCUCCGACAAGAACUCGAGGAUGCCGAGCGUGGUGUUGAGGCCCUCACGCAGGAGAAGCAGCAGUGCCACGAGGACAUCAAGGAAGCGGAGAAGAUUCGCGAGGAGUGCCGAGGCUGGUCGACAGGUGAAAUCAGUGCACUCAAGGGCCGAGUCGAUGCCCUGGAGAAACAGCACGGUUGGGCCGUCACCGGCGUUUCCGGCAGCCAAAUCUCCAUGACAUACCUCCGUGAGAUUGAGAUCGUGUUCGACAUUGCAUCCUUCCAGCCCCGGAAGAAGAACGCGAGGAUCGACCUGUGGUAUAUUGCCGCGAAUCGCGCAUCCAAACCCGUGCCGUCAACGCCGGAGAAGGAGUUUUUCCUGGAAUGCAUUCGGGACCACAUUCGUGGCCUGCCGCAGAGCCGCACUAAAAUUGCGGAUCUCCUCCACAUGGUUCGCACUGCGUGGAACAAGGCUAAUUCCACCUCCAACCAUGUCCGUCGGCUGAACAUCACCUUCCCGACCACAGUGGCGAGAGUUUCUGACUCGUCUAUCGCGGUCAAGUCUUCACUUCUCAUGGCGCCGCUGGAGACCAAGGUGGAGAUUGCCCUCGAGAUCAGGGGAGCGAGCAAGCCUGACGGCGUCGAUUUCUCGCUUCACCCUGAGGCGACAGUCGUGUACGGGGAGCAUUUCAACACCCCAAAGAUUGCGGAGUUCUUGUCCACCCAUUUGGGUGAGGCUGCCUUUUCUCAAGAGGAAGGCGCCCCUUCAUGGAGCGAUGUGGUCGUGGACCUUCACGAGAGACUUUUGGCGAGAGGGAAGAAGCAGUAG
Colletotrichum chrysophilum is the source of this 4596-nucleotide messenger RNA. RefSeq lists its product as uncharacterized. The record is from RefSeq and is a predicted model, not a curated record. The transcript has 3 exons. Gene Ontology annotation, biological process: mitotic spindle assembly checkpoint signaling; protein localization to kinetochore; mitotic sister chromatid biorientation. Lineage: Eukaryota; Fungi; Ascomycota; Sordariomycetes; Glomerellales; Glomerellaceae. The coding region runs from base 1 to 4596 and encodes 1531 amino acids.